This is a messenger RNA of Mobula hypostoma (lesser devil ray), 2218 nucleotides long. RefSeq names its product carcinoembryonic antigen-related cell adhesion molecule 1-like. The record is from RefSeq and is a predicted model, not a curated record. The transcript is spliced from 10 exons. Lineage: Eukaryota; Metazoa; Chordata; Chondrichthyes; Myliobatiformes; Myliobatidae. Bases 22 to 1185 code for a protein of 387 amino acids.
UCGGCGCUGCUCUCUGUCGGGAUGUCGGGACUGCCCUUCGCAGCGCUCCUUCUGUGUCUCUGCAUAACAGCGGGUGAGUUCCAGAACUUUACUAUUACCGUUGAGCACAGCCAGAUAAAUGUCACCGUUGGGGGUGAAGCGCUUUUUUCAGUGCGGCCGUCGUCUAACGUCAGCAGUGGAAGCUGGACUUUCAAUUGGAAAAUCGUCGCCCAGUGGAUCCAUCAGUACGUGACUGUACAGAAGGCGUACGCACCGCGGGCUCAGUUAUUUCCGCACAACAGGUCGCUUCUGCUGAAGUCGGUGAACGUCCUGGACAGCGGGGACUACCGUGUGAACAUGGUUCCAACUCGUGGCGCCCAAACCUCAGCGACCAUCACUCUGCGUGUCAUUGUGAGACGACCAGGACUGAGCACAGUACUCCAAGUGUGGUCUGACCGGUGUCCUAUACAGCUGCACGAAGAGCGCGAAUCCAGUCCCCAACUACCACAAAUCUUGCAGUCGAGUUUCCCUCAUUUUGGGACAUCGCUGGCCUCACCACAGCUGAAGUUCAAUGGGAUGGCCUCGUCCUGGGAGAACAAUGAUCAUGUCUCUUCCCUGCUAGAGCCAGUAACUGGGGUUACUGUGGUGACCAGUGAUUCCGCUCCCCUGGAACACCUUGAUACCAUUGCACUGAGUUGUGUCGCGUCGGGCACUGUUCAGACACGGACAUGGUUCAAGGAUAACCAAACCAUCCGGGAAAACAGCAGAAUAUUUACAUCUCCCGACAAGGCGAAACUGAUUAUAAUCAGUGUUUACAGAAACGACGCAGGGACGUACAAGUGCAUCGCCAGCAACUCUUUCAGCAGUGGCUCUGGAGAGACCUACGUGCAAGUUUACUCAAAAACUGCAGCAAUUGUGCGCAUUGUGAUUGGCUUCCUUGUCGUGGGCCUCAUCGCCGGAGUCAGUGGAUGGCUGAUCGCGAGGAAAACUGGCGGGAUCAAAGAUCCACCAGAAUUAAAACACGACACGAGCAUCAAAUCCGGAAGAACGAGCACCUUGGAUACCCACACUGCAAACGCAUCGCAAGACUAUCAAAAUUUCCUAAGGAACGAGCAGGGCACAAGGGACAAUGCAGAUGAUGGAAAUUCCACUUACAUGGGACUUGUGCUGGAGGACCGAUCUGUUUACAGUGAUCUGAAGAGAUGACGUCACUGGGGAACGGAAGAGGAUGGUUGGCAGGUGAAUUGACACAGAGGAAGGACAACCAUCGAGGAAAAAGCCAUCGUUCACAAUGUCUUUCGUUAUUUCUUUAUAAUUGUUCUCCAUGUCUCCGCUAGAUAGCUUCUGCGGUUAACAUCCUCACGACGAAGACAUCGCUGACGGUUGUGACUCGUUUGUACCAUAGCAGCUUAGUUCGCUCAGCUCAACCCAGACUUUACAUCCCAUAAUUGUCACCUCCACACUGCCACCAACAUAUACCCUCUCAACGUUGCUGUGUGAUACAAUCUCUAUACCGUCCUGACCCACAUCAUGGGCCGAUAGGUUUCUGACCACUUGGUACGCUCAGAAACAUGAAAUAUCGUAGCGUGUCGCUCUCAACCCUCAGCGUCGCUCCGUUAUUCACUUGGCGUGAGGCCGGUUCAGCGGCACAAGCGGCCAAGUGGGAAUAAUUCCAUUAAUUUCACCCUCAGCGUCACGGAGCUGGCUGUGAGCAAGGGAUACGUAUUCGCGCACUGAAUACUGUGUCAGUCUCCUCGUAUUCAGCUUCCGUUAGUGUCUCAGAGCCACAAACCCAUUUGGACAGAGCGGUGGGGAUACGAGAAUGGAAGGCAGAAGUGCUUUUCCAGGGAUUAGAAAAUACCUAAUGAGCUUUAGUGUUUCUAAGCAAAGCAGCAAAUAACAUAGUCUCUGUGCUCUUAGCUUCGAUUAAAGCUAUUCUACUCUGGUGCUGUUAGCAUUGCGAGUUCGGAGAUGAAGUCCGGCGUCACGUGUAAUAAAUCUGUAGAUCUCCCUAUCCAGAGUCCGGGAAGGUUAAUUGGUCAUUGUAAAGGGUCCCGUGGUUAAGUUAGUGUCAGAACAUGGAACACAGAACAUAGACAUCUACAGCAAAUUACAGGCUCUUCGGCCUACAAUGUUGUGCCGACCUUGUCACCUACUCUGGAAACUGCCUUGAAUUACCUUGCCACAUCGCCCUGUAUGUUUCUAAGCUCCAUGCGCAGAUCACAGAGACACUUAAAAG